AUGUAUGAAUUCUUUCUUAAUAUGUUGAAUGAAUUUGAUACAUAUUGGAGAAUACCCAAUCUUAGCAUCCCUUAUGAUUUUCAGUACAGAGCAAAGCUUGUUUUUGAGAACGAUGGUUUGCAACGAAUUUUUUGCAAAUGUAUGCAUAUUGUUCCUCGAUAUUGCAUCCUUGUUAACAACUUCAGGGAACCUUCUCAUUUAAGUAUGAUCGAACAUUUCCUGCGGAUAUCAAAUAUUAUUUUUGCACGAAAUUAUGGAAUUCAUCAUUGUCCAAGAAAAAGCGAUAUGUCUGUAGAAGGACCACCGAGCACAUGGAGAACGAUAUUCCUCUGGAAGGAAUUCUUGCAACUUUUCUUCAGUUUGCACAGAUUCCUUCGUAAUAAUAAUAAUACCCUUUCGGCGCUUAUAGCAAGUUGUAUAACUCAAUUGAUGUCAAUGAGUAGGGUUGUUCUACCUGAUUCACAGUCCAAUCCGGACUCUAAAACAGUAUCUAUUCCGGAUAUUCCUUAUACUACAGCAUACAAUAGAUAUACAUCAGACCUAAUUGCACUUUUCGUCUGGUCAUUCAACACGUAA
Messenger RNA from Cercopithifilaria johnstoni, 576 nucleotides. The record is from the annotation of a GenBank genome assembly. Lineage: Eukaryota; Metazoa; Nematoda; Chromadorea; Rhabditida; Onchocercidae.